This is a messenger RNA of Mytilus californianus (California mussel), 4682 nucleotides long. RefSeq lists its product as uncharacterized. Gene Ontology annotation, molecular function: hydrolase activity, acting on carbon-nitrogen (but not peptide) bonds. The transcript has a single exon. Gene Ontology annotation, biological process: carbohydrate metabolic process. The record is from RefSeq and is a predicted model, not a curated record. Lineage: Eukaryota; Metazoa; Mollusca; Bivalvia; Mytilida; Mytilidae. Bases 188 to 2317 code for a protein of 709 amino acids.
UUUAAUUGCCAUGGCCAGUAAUACUGACAGUUCCUCUGUGUUAACCUGAGAGACGGAUGGUUCGGGAUUUUAUGGGAACGUAUAGCCCUGAAUAUUGUCCGUAUUAAAACUCUAUAAAUUAUUAAAAUUUUGUGAUUGUAUCCUUUAUCGGAUUAUUUCGAAAUUCGCAGAGGAACUAUUUUCGGAAAUGAAUUGUAAGUGUUUAUUUAAUAUCUUGUUUUUCACAACUUUCGUUAUACUGUCUGCUUCACAAUAUGGAAUUGAAUAUAGCAGUGAGCCAAGCGCUUGUGUCUCCUGUCUGAAUAAUAAAACGUGCCUGCCACCUGACUGUUUUUGUUGUAGAGAUGAAUUGAGACUUCCAAUUUCAAAAAGAGAUAUACCUCAAAUUGUUUUCUUUACAUUUGAUGAUGCUUUAACCGACUCUGCUACAAAAUUUUAUCAUCGACUUUUCAAUGAAUCCAGAAAAAAUCCGAAUGGAUGUCCGAUAUCCAUGACAUUAUUUGUUUCCCAUCAUGAUACCAAAUAUAAUAAUGUAAACCAUAUGUAUAGAAAAGGAAUGGAAAUAGCUGCUCAUAGUGUAUCUCAUGCUCACAUGAGUAAUGCCAAUUUUAUGAAGGAAGCUAAAAACCAAAAAAGAAAUUUAGCGACACUUGGUGGUGUUCCCGAAAACGAAAUUGUAGGCUGGAGAAGUCCAUUCUUGGAACCAGUCGGGGAUAUGCAACCAAACACCCUUAAGAAGCUUGGAUAUACAUACGAUGCGACAUUAACCUACAGUAAACGGUCGCUCAAGGAUAACGCGCCAACUCCGUUUACCUUAGACUUUGGUUGGCCAUAUGACUGCAAGGUUAAACCUUGUCCAAAACGACGACAUUUUGGAUUCUGGGAAGUUCCAGUUGUUUCGUUGUUGGAUUAUUUACAUCAGUAUGAUUGUGUUUAUGUUGAUGGAUGUAACAACCCACCACCAGACGAAUCGUCUGCCUAUAAAUUUUUAAUGGAUAACUUUAAUAGCUAUCAUUCAAAGAAUCGUGUGCCUUUUGGAAUUAACAUGCAUCCGUCUUGGUUUUAUAUUCCUGAAAGAUUAAACGCAAUGGAUCGUUUUAUUCAGCAAUUGUCAAAAAUGGAUGACGUUUUCAUUGUAUCAGUGAAAAAGAUGAUUGAUUGGCUAAAAAAUCCCAUAGGAUUAUCUCAGAUCAAUACAUUUAAACCAUGGCAAUGUCAAAAUAAAAACAUUCCUCACAAUUCACAUCAGUCACACAACAAUCAAAAUCAAAAACCAGCAUGGAACAGACAACAAGAUCCUGUCACUCGCAGGAGAAACUACAUUAGAGCGCGACUCGAAAAAAUACAAGCAAUGCGAAAACAAUCUCAAAAAGCGCAUUCGGAAAGUUUAACGAGACUUCACCAUUCUAACGAAGCAAGAAAGAAAUGGUGGAGUCACGAACCAGUAAGACACGAAGCAACUAAUAUUCCAAAGCCCACAAAACCAGCUGCGAUUGCACCUUGGGUACACAGAAGACAUGACAGACCAGUAAAACAAAACGCAAGAAGACCUAUGAUUAUAAAAACAGCAAGUCCGACUGCUAGAGUUGCUGCCGAAGUACCUUUCUGGAAAAGGAAGCACAAAACAAAUGUCUCACCUAUGAAAAAGAAUGAAGAAGUUGCAUGGUGGGAAAAAGCAAUACCGAGAACAAAAAGUUCAAAAGUAGAGAUCACCAAAAAGAAAGAACAGACGAAACAAAGAGAAAAUGAAAACCAUGCAAAACACAGUAUGUCUUCUGGUUAUCAUGGAAAUACAUUUAUUCAGCAUAAAAUUGAUCGAAAGAGACCACAAGAAUCGUUUAUUGAUAACAAACGACCUCGCCCCCUGGAAAAAAUAACAGCUAACGUUCCGUCUCCCCCUAAAGUAGACUUUAAGGAACAACUGAAAGAACAAGAAUUAAAACAACAACUAAUUAUUGAAAAACAAAAGGAAAUGCAGAAACGGCAACUUAAACUUCAAAUAGAGCAAUUAAAACACAACAACGAAGAAGUGUUCAAAAAGCAACAAGCAGAAGAAGAUAAACGAAUGAAGAAUAUUGAACAAAAACACAUUCUAGUAUUAAACAAACAACAGCCCUUUAAUAUGGGUGAAAAAAUAGACACAAAGUUUAAAAAUCCAACUCAAAAAGUUAUAAUUACAACAGUGUCAGAUGCUUUUGACAAAAUAACAAGCACGAAGUCUCCUAAUCAGGAGAAGUUUUCAUUAAUUACAGACAAAAACGACAAGUUGGAUCCAUGGACAAGAUUCGUACAGUUUAUUAUAAGGAAUAAACCAUGAGUAUACUUAAAGUAUUCUCUUACAUGAUAUGUUAAAAAGGUAUUGGUAUUUAAUAUAUAGGUCUUGGAUUAUGAUGAUUUAUUUUCUCAAUUGUCAAAAUUGUCUUCAACAUUAACUGUUGGUGAAGUCAGCUAAGUCACUUAGUCGUUUUCGUUUUUAUAACAUAUGCAAUAUGAACGAGAAAAAGGGGUUUAUGUCAAUCUGACAACAAUCUCACCAGCAAAACUAUAUUCAAAGAUUGAAUAGGGUUCGCCGUAUGUAUUGCCGUAGUAUACUCUUAGUGUACUGUAAGCUCAAAACGGUCCUUGAAAUUAAUGUACGUGUAUAAAAGUAUUUCUUAAAAUCAAAAAAAAGUUUAGAUUGUAGUUAUUUGAUUAAAGAUAAAUACGAGAUUGCACUCCUCUCCACGGGUUCAUUUGUGGUAAGGUUGAAUUAGUUGUGUAUGACCCGGGAUUAUAGUCCGUUUUUAAAUUACACACUUUUUUCCCAGUUUUAGAAUUUUUUGCAGAAACAGCUGGUAGGUACCACAAACUGUAUCCAUUGUUGUCGAUUCAAACCUUAUGGAAAAGUCAUUUUCGAUGGACAUAAGAAGUUACAAAUUCCAUUGAGAAGUUCAAUUUUACCAUAACUGUGUAAUGAAACGAAGCAACAUUAUUGUCAGAUCUCGUAUAAUAACGCAUGCUCAGUCAACUCUUUUUGUGUUAGCAAUGACAGACAUAGUUUGUUCUACUUAGGGAGUUGUUUCGCUGUGCAAAAAAAAAUGGGAAAAAGUUGGAAAUUGAACUAAAUUGUUUGGGUGUUUUAUAAAACGAUGUGAAAAACGAACAACAGCCUUUCUUAAUUAAUUCUAGAUAACAGAAAUGUGUUCAGUUUAACAGUGUGAACGAAUACUCUAGUAGAUGAAAAUAUUGAAAUGUGCACUCAGUAUUGACUAUUGGAAUUUGAUAAUGAACUUUUAAUUGUAAUUGUAAUAGCGGUAUGGAAUCCGGUAGUGGGUGAAUUGUGGACUGACAAUAAACCACAAAUUUAACAUAUCAUGUUGCUUAAUGACACGACACUGUGCAGUCAAUUUGCAUAUCUAUUAACAGUCUUCGAUUAAUCAUUUUAUAUCAUGCACUGUACUAGCUAGCGUACCUGGUAGCAUAUCAUUUGUUUCCCUAUUACUUACAAAAAACAUUCCACAAUAUGCAGAUUUUCAGAAAAAAAAUACCGUUUUGUCGUCAUUGACAGAGACUUCUUUUCUUGGAUGAUUUUAGCUGAAACUACAUCUCUCUCUGAAAAAUCUUCUAGUCAUCUUUUUGGCGAAGUAUUAUGUAUUUUCUUUUUUUGACUAGACCUAACUAAAAAAAAUACUUGUGUUUAAGUUACCCUACCAACCAUAUUUUUAACUUAAGGCUAAAAAAUGUCUACCUUAAAGUUUUUAUAAUCUCUUUUGAUUGUAAAAUUUACAUAAUUGUUUGUUGCAAUAAACUUGUUUAAACUAAUUUAAUUAACUGAUUUUUUGACACUCGUAUUACAAGGUGACGUAGCCGUUAAUGUCAACGUAAGUCAUGUGUGACGUUGACCGAUCAAUACUAAAGGAAAGCGUGUAGAUAUUUCUUAAAAAUAGAGAAAAAUACACAAGUGGGUUGAUUGUUGACUCUUUUUAUUAUUUUUGUGUCAAAAUUGUGAUUGGUAAACUACAAGGUUUUUCAAUAAUUUAAAGUUGUAAAAUAAUGUUUAUGCUGAUAUUGGUUAGAAUUUUUUUGUUAAAAAAAACUUAUACUACAUAUGUAAAACUUUUUAUUUUGCAAUCAGUCAGCUAUUAUGCAAAUAACAAGUAAACGGAUUUUUUGCUUUAUUUGUAUAGCAUACAAAUAAAGUCUCCCGUUAUGCUGUUUCUAAGAGUUGAGCGAACGGUUAUGUAGAAAUUACUGUUUUAACGUCUCAUUUCAUUUUACGGUCCUCUUCGCGGUCCGCGUUUAAGCCUGAUCGAUUUUGUCUAUAAAGGUUUAUGUCGACUUUAUGACUAAAAUGGCUGUGUUUACAACUCAAAAUUUACAAUGAGUAAAGACAAACCUGUGCAUCUGUGAAUAAUUUUAAUGCAUAGCAUGCCCAUGAUAAAUAUUUCAAAUACACUCGCUACGAAAAUCUUGAAGAGUCCGCUUUUCGUCCUAUUUUUAAAGCUCGCUCAAAAUAUUUUUUUUUAAAUCUUCCACAAAGGUGUACAUACAUAUAUUAUAUACAUGCAUAAACAUAUACCAAACGUGCAAUGGUAGUAAAUUUAAUCCUUGUUUGGAAACAAAUGUUGUGAGUCUUUCAAAUGUGAUUAUAUUGUUUCUCCCAUGGAGAGGUCUAACAAAUAAAUAUUUUUUUAUCGAAGUAA